Messenger RNA from Effrenium voratum, 1458 nucleotides. The record is from the annotation of a GenBank genome assembly. Lineage: Eukaryota; Dinophyceae; Suessiales; Symbiodiniaceae.
CGUCUUUGUUGUUUCCGCAGCUGCAACAUGCGCCGCUGCAAGCCAUGCCCUCGCUUCUUGUCCUUGGCACGCCAGAAAUCGGGGUGCAGCUUUGCCGUGCCAGAGGCAGCAGUGCUGCAGCCUUUGAUGUCACUUUCUCAUUCCCCAAGACGGCGAAAGGACUGAAAACCGCCUUUCUCUUCGGUGGAUCGCCGAAGCCACCAGACCCACCAACCAUGCAGGUGGCUGGGCAAGACCCUGAAUCGAAGCUGAGGGGCCAGGUCCACUACCAAGAUCAGGAGGGAUGCUACGCAGGCUGCGCCUCAGAUAGCAUGGCUGGAGGCAAAUCCUAUGGCUCGGUGACGCCGAAGAGGACUUUCCCCAAGCCCGACGAGGAGGAGGUGGUGCCACCACCACCACAACCAGCUGCGCAGCCGAAGCCAGGUACGCCUGGCGCGCCGGGGCCGGGACCGGCGCCAGCGAAGCCGGCAGCGAAGCCGGCGCCGAAGGCCCAAAAGCCGCGGCUUCAGAAAGUCUGCGACCCCUGGGGCCGGAUCACCGGCGCCUACAAGGGCAAGCUUUGUCAGGGCUCCGACUCCUGCGUCACGGCGCUGCCACUGGACUUUGGGCAACGAACGGGUGCUCCGUUUUGCCCCCAGGGCGACUGUUCCGGCAAAGCCGGGCACCCCUGGUGCGUGCCGGCCAAGUUCUUGAAGCGCUACGAUGGCCCAAUCGAGAUCAACUGCAAGUCCUCGGGGGAAGGGACGCUGGAACAGGGGGAUCCGAGCGGCUGCUGGUGGUUUGAGAAGAACGUUCCCAGAGAGGAGCUCCAAAGGCUCCCCGGCGUGGUGAUCGGGAAGUACGCGCCGAGGAAGGGCAUGCGCUUCUACAAGCGGACUGGAAAGGGGCUGACCUUCGAUGAAGCGGAGCGAUGGGUUCAGACGGGUCAGCUAGUGGAUCCCGCCAGCGUGGGCCCUGACCCUGAUGAUCCCAAUGAUCCAAGUGCGAAAAAUGUGGAGGAUGCAGUCGCUGAGCGAGCGCGCGCAAACGAAGAGAGGCUGAGCCGCCCGCCUGGAUCGCGGAGGCCAGCUCCACGCGCCUUGCCGGCACCACCGAUGGCAGAAGCACCAGCUGACAAUGGCCUCCAAAACGGGCCGCUGAAUGCCCCUGUGCCGCUGAACGCCCCUGCCGGCAAAGGUAUGGGCAAGGGCGAGGAGAAGCCACCAGUGCAUGGGAUACCGCAUCCAAAGAAGAGACAGGGGAACAAACCUGGAAAAAACAAGCAAGAAUCCUACGACAACAGGGAGGAAGGAGGCUCUGGCAGGGUGGGAGAUGAAGACGAGGAGUCCAUGCCUUUCUUGGCAGGUCUCCUGGGCGCUCCACCCAUUGUCAGGUCAACUGCACGCCAGCGGAGACGCAAGAUGCUUGCCGAGUUUCUUGCUGCAGAGCAGCCAGCACGAAAGGCAAACCUGGCUUAGC